This is a messenger RNA of Brassica rapa (field mustard), 1454 nucleotides long. RefSeq lists its product as uncharacterized. The record is from RefSeq and is a predicted model, not a curated record. Lineage: Eukaryota; Viridiplantae; Streptophyta; Magnoliopsida; Brassicales; Brassicaceae. Gene Ontology annotation, cellular component: chloroplast.
UUCCCAACGCCUUUGACGACGAGAAGCAAAAUCAACACGUCUGGUGGUUCUAAAGUCUCAACCUUUGAAUCGUCGCUUCCUACCAGAUCUUCGAAAAGCCUCUAACUUUAUUGUAUUAUCCAUCCUCUCCUCUGCUUCCAUGGCUGCUUCAGCUGCUUUCUCUGUAUCUUCACCACCCUUCGUUCCCUCUUCCUGCAAAAUUCGAAGACCGUUUCUCUUGCUUGGUUCAAAAAGUUUCAAACCCGUUUCGGUGAGAGCUUCUGUCGGAAACCCCUCGAUCUCCAUCGAUGACAAAGCUUCAGUCCAAACUAAGACAAGCAAGUGGCAGUGGAAGUUCAAGGGAAACUCGAUCGGUAUCCACUAUGAGGAGCAUGAGGGAGAGAAGAGUGAAUCAGCGAAGAAUAUCCUCAUGAUACCAACGAUAUCAGAUGUUAGCACCGUGGAGGAGUGGAGAUCUGUGGCUAGAAACAUCGUGCAGCGUGACGGGGAAGUUAAUUGGCGUGCAACUAUUGUAGAUUGGCCUGGUCUUGGUUACUCUGAUAAACUUAAGAUGGAUUACGACACAGAUGUCAUGGAGAGGUUUGUGGUUGACUUCAUGAACUCACCUGAGAGCCCAAUGAGCCAGGCAGGUAACGAUGAUAUAGUAAUCAUUGGAGGAGGACAUGCAGCAACACUGGCAGUACGUGCUACCCAACGUGGGCUACUCAAACCAUCAGCUAUUGCUGCUGUUGCACCUACAUGGGCUGGACCUCUCCCUAUUGUGUUUGGCCGUGACUCUUCCAUGGUGACAAGGUAUGGUCUCCUAAGAGGAACACUAAGAGCACCUGGUGUUGGUUGGAUGAUGUACAACAUGCUAGUGAGCAACGAGAAAUCAAUCGAGUCUCAAUACAAAUCCCAUGUUUACGCAGAUCAAAGCAACGUGACUGAGGCCAUAAUCCAAAGCAGAUACGAGUUAACAAAGCAGAAGGGAUCACGCUACGUCCCUGCAGCUUUCUUAACCGGUUUGCUCGACCCGGUUUCAUCCAGGGAUGAGUUUCUCCAGCUGUUUGCUGAUUUGGAAGGGAAACUUCCGGUUAUGGUGAUGUCAACGAAAGGAGCUCCAAAGAGAUCAAAAGCUGAGAUGGAGGCACUUAGAGGAGCCAAAGGAGUUAGCACAUUUGUGGAGGUUGAAGGUGCACUCUUGCCUCAAGAAGAGUAUCCUUCUCUUGUUGCUCAAGAGCUCUACAACUUCUUGCAAGAGACCUAUGCGUCUUCCAAGUAAGUUCACUAUGUGAGCCCAGGCCCAUACAUAGUUUAUUGAUUGUACGCUACUACACUUAAAAGUCUUACUAUAUUGUUUUGUUUUCUACCAUGUUCUUUUCUUAUAAAUGAGUGCAACUUUUUUUCUUUUUUCAAAAAUGAGUGCAACUUUCUUGCAGUAAUUUAGCUUAUUUAUUGUUCAGUAUUUUCUUCGA